AUGGAUGCUCAUCCUCACUCACCAACCCAUCAAUCUCCAGUAAUGGGCCAACAAUCCUUGGCUGGUAUUGCCUUUCAAGACUACGCCGAAAAAGAUCAAAUCAAACGUCUGGGAUACCAGGACCAAUCCAUCAAACAAUCUCGCAUUCCACUUUCGUCUAUCGGAAGUGAGGCCAGCAGCCAUCGAGUUUUUACUGAUUCCAACGGUAUCUCUCCACACUCCAGUCUGUUUGGCUCUGCACUCUCUAUAGCUGACCUUGAACCCCAUGGUCAUCAAGAUCUCUUGGUUGAAUUAGCCAUGGCCAGUCAGCAAUUAUCAAUCGAUGACCAAGACAAUCAAACCAACUAUACUGACAACGAAGCCGAUGAAGAUGACGAUGACGAACGACGAGGAUACCGAAAGGACGAUUGGCUAGAUAAUAUUACUGAAAGGAGCACAAGCACAUCUCAUCAGUGGAACAUAUGGGAAGAAUAUGAACCAGAAUACCGAAUGUUGAGUGAAAGCUUGGAAACAAUGAAACAAGCUAUAUACAAAGACAUUCAAAACACUCUAAAUGAAAUCAAGGCCCUCGACAGCAGCUUUGAAAUAACAAAGGCAGACUUUCAUGAAAAGAUGGAAGAUGCCUAUAGUGAUAUGGCCCUGUCUCUGAUGGAACGUCGCGACCGUUUAUUGAAACAAAAAAUGAAAUUUUCAAAAGAAUCAAACAUGGAUACCCAAGAAACUAUCCGAUUUCAAAGUGAAAAGGUAGCGUAUAUCCCAGAAGACUAUCACUUGACAUCCCUUGGUACAUUAAGGCGGGAUCCAGACAGUCUUUUGGCUACAAUGUUUUCUGGAAAGCAUGUAUUAACACCUGGAGGCGAUGGAUCAUAUUUUAUCGACCGAGAUCCAUCACAUUUUAGACUUGUCCUAAAUUACCUUCGUGAUCUUCGAAUUCCUCCAACAAUCCUUCAAGACAAGACAAUCCGUCAAGAACUGUUACAAGAAGCAAAAUAUUACCAGAUUCAAGGUCUAAUUGACCUGCUAAAAUCUCACUGGAGUUACGCAAAGACCCUUUAUGUUCCACAAGAUGAUCAGGAAGAAAAAAAGCGGUGCCAAAAUUUCAUAUAUAAAAGAUCUGUUUCUUUUGACUUGACCUCAACUUUGGGCACUAUGAGAGACCUUACCUGGUACUCUUGUACUAUCUUAUUACUUUCCUUGGCUGUUUCGACUGUUUUUGGUCAAGACGCUUCAUUCGACACUUCAGUCAACCAUUACGAAUCUAUUCAAGGUGUUCUGAAUGAUACUGCAAACGGAUUUUCAGUCGAAUAUCGCAAUUGGUACAAGGUUGUUCGUAACCUGGUAACUGAUGAAAGCUAUGCAGUCGUGUGCUGUAACCAAAACACUACUACCUUGAAAGGCUUUACUGCUGUUGUGAACGAACCCCUCCAGGAUGUGGGUGUCAGUGACGCUCAGAGUGUGUUAUCUUUUAUUGAAUUGCUUGGGUUAAGCGACGUUGUCAAGUCUGCAAAUUCCUACAAGGCAAUCACUUCUCCCUGCUAUGUCAAUCUCACUGCAACUCCCAAUACUGUUAGCGGAACAGUCGACGCUGUAUUUGCAACAAAAGCAAAUGCCAAUCCUUUAACAAACACUGCCUAUAUCAGUUUCUCUGCUGACAGCGAUACAUUAACACCUCUUCAGAAGGCAAGCUGGCUAGUAUAUGUUGGUCUCUUUUUUGGAAAGGAAGCCGAAGCAACGACUGCGUACCACAGUAUAGAAAACACUUACAAUUGUCACAAGACCAAUCUCGAGACUACGGGAAACGUGUCGAUUGCCUGGGCGUAUUAUAACACAACUACGUCCCAUUGGAAUAUUCCCCAAGAUGCUUAUCGCACUCAAUUGAUCCAAGAUGCUGGCAUGGAUCUUGUCAAGCCAGACAGCACUAGCAGCGGCACUUCAUCGGAAUACAGCUCUAUUUCUGCUUUCCAAAACGCAAUCAAUAAAGUGGAUUAUGUAAUCGAUGAUACCGAUCUUGAUGGAUUCAAAGAUCCUUCCUACACCGCUUGGCUCAACUUGACAGGAUUCAGUCUGGCCAAGGACGCCAACAAGACAUUUAUUGCUGGGAAACACACUUUCCGUAAUGAUCGUCUUUUAAGCAAAGAUGGCUUCUCUGAUUGGACCGAAAGAUCACCUGCCAGACCCGAUCUUGCCUUGACUGAUAUUAUUCAUAUGGUAUAUCCCACCUAUCAAAACUCCUAUUCUUUUGUGUGGUUCAAGAACUUUGCCAAGGGUGACCCGUCUCACUUGGUGUCUAGCGAUACAUAUCCCAGCUGCACAGACACGAGCGUGAUGCUGAAUCAAUUGGCCUGCAUUUCAGGAAAAUUCGUUCCUCCUCUAUCAGGUGCAAACUCAAGUAGCAGCAGCAGCAGUAGUAGUAGUAGUAGUUCUGGGGAUACAAGCAUGACCAAAUCAUCUGGUUUGUCAACCGGCGGUAAGGUUGGAGUAGCAAUUGGCGUACUGGCAGGUGUUGCUGCGGUUGUAACGGCUGGAUACGUUACUCACAAGCGCAGAUCAAGUGGACCUACAGGAACCUUUUACAAAAUGAAUGAUGUAUAA
Molecule: messenger RNA, 2592 nt
Organism: Phycomyces blakesleeanus NRRL 1555(-)
Lineage: Eukaryota; Fungi; Mucoromycota; Mucoromycetes; Mucorales; Phycomycetaceae
Exons: 15
Coding region: 1-2592 (863 amino acids)
Biological process (GO): protein homooligomerization
Molecular function (GO): protein binding
Source: RefSeq, a predicted model, not a curated record